AUGCACUCGCGUCGACCCGAGACCUUGAAGAUUGACAUCUCCAAGUAUAGAGGAGUCGAAGAGGACUCCCUCUUGAGAUGGUUCAUCGAAUUAGACGACGCCAUAAGGGCGCGUCGCAUCGACGACGGGGAUAUGCAAGUUGCAUUUGCCCAAUCAAAUCCGACAGAACGUGCCAAGACUUGGGCUUUGGGACUCAAGUUGCACGACCCAUAUGCGUUUGGGUCGUUAGAAGUCUUCAAGUCGCUGCUCAGACAAACGUUUGGGCCGCCUAAAACUGAGUUCAGAGCUCGAACUGAACUCUUGAAGCUCAAACAAGGUAAGCGUGAUGUGCACGCUUACGCGCAACAUAUACGACAUCUCACGAGUUGUACAAGUUCCAACCCGGUGGAUGAACACACGUUGAUUUCGGUGUUCAUGCAGGGUCUUGCGGAUGGUCCCGUCAAAACUCACCUGUUUCGACUUGAACUAGAUUCACUAGAACAAGCCAUUUCCAUUGCGGAACAGGAAGACUUCAGUCUGAGACAGGCUCGCGCCAGCUCGACAUCAUAUCGUCAACCGAGACGAUAUGACAACGGAGGUCCAGAGCCAAUGGAACUCUGUUAUGUAGAGAGCGAGAAGGCUCGCUCUACAGGCUACAAGAAGUUGCAGAGAUGCAACAGAUGUCAAAAGACAGGACACUACGCUUACGAGUGUAGUGCCCCUCGUCCAGUGUCUCGCAACACUGGGCGUAGUGACCGUCCACCCAUGAGAAAGGGGCAGGGACGCGGGUCCGCUGUUGGUGCAAAGACGCAACAACGGGAUGGACCGUCAAAAAACGGACAGGAUCAGUAG
Molecule: messenger RNA, 831 nt
Organism: Peronospora matthiolae
Lineage: Eukaryota; Oomycota; Peronosporomycetes; Peronosporales; Peronosporaceae
Source: the annotation of a GenBank genome assembly